This is a messenger RNA of Branchiostoma belcheri (Belcher's lancelet), 4450 nucleotides long. RefSeq names its product glutamine and serine-rich protein 1-like. The record is from RefSeq and is a predicted model, not a curated record. The transcript has 18 exons. Bases 110 to 2299 code for a protein of 729 amino acids. NCBI's taxonomy places the organism in Eukaryota, Metazoa, Chordata, Leptocardii, Amphioxiformes, Branchiostomatidae. Gene Ontology annotation, cellular component: nucleus.
CACGCAUUCAAUGGUUUAUCCCGGCCCCAAGAAAAUCAAAAUGGCCGCUUCUGUCUAGAAAUCUCUCCCGAGGAUUAUCCGGAAAUCGAAUCCAGAUUGUGCUUCUGGGAUGCCUAAGAAGAGAAAGAGGACGGCGGUGGACUCAGACGAGGACAGUCCACGAGAGGAGGCCCACACGAGAGGUGAGAGUGAUCCGACCCUGCAGGAGGUGACCACAGAGUACCUGAGUCUCCUGGAAUCUAUGAACACAAAAUCCGGCCGAGAUAAGGACCAGAGCUCAGGUGAGGAGAAGAUGGAAGGAGAGGAAGACCAGGAUCGGAGCAGCGAGGGCAGCAGGAAGAAACAAGGCAAAGGAGAACCCCCCAAGAAGAAGUCUCCGUUCGAAAACGCUUUCCAAUCCUUCAUCGAUGAGAGAGACCAGGCGACGUCGGUCUUCGGCGAGCCAAACCGCCAACGCCGGGGGCCCUCAAAAUCCCAGCCCAGUAAGGGGAGUCUGAAAGACGUCAGAAUACGAGGUAGAGAAAGUGACCAGGUAGAAACUGACCAAUCACAGAGUAGUGCUGAUGUGACCGUUGGCCAAUCAGGAGCCAGGAACGGUGGUAGCCGAGCGGACGGAAGCAGUGGCGAGGAUUCGAGCGACGUGGAUGAGAAAGCGGACGGAAAGUCGUUUUUCGAGGCUGCAGACUUUGAGGAAGAAGAGGAAGUAGAUCUUCGUCCCAGGAGGAUGUCAUCAAGACAGGCGGCUCAGAAAGCGCGCACGGUCAUGAAAGACCACGACUCGGAAGAGUCCGACUCGGACGGCGCCGACACAGUGGAACAUCAGAAGGAGUCCAUCCAGAAGGCCUCAGCAGACAGCACAGGUGCUACAGAGACAAAACCUGAGGGCACUGUGCUGACAAGGAGAGGGAAGCAGGCUGGCAGAAAGAGAAGAGCGAAGCGACGCCACUCUGAGGUGGAUGAUGAUGAUGAUAAUGACCCUGAGUGGAACCCCACACAGGAGAAACCCGCACCCGGUCCUCUGGACAAGCCUGCCAAACCCUCAGCGCUGGUAGUUAGCUCGAGUGACGAGGAGAUCUCAGACGACAGCACGAUGCGGCGCGGCCCGGGUCGACCCAGUAACAACGACAAGAAACGGCCGCCGCUGCAGCCCCCGAAGGUCGUUAUCUACCCAAACAAGGUGGUGAAAACAACGGCGUCGUCCUCGGCUUCGGGACAGAAGUACACCACCAUCGUGCAGAAUACUGCUGGUGGCAGACAGAAGCCCACCAGCAGUAACGUUGUCAGCAGUUCCUCCUCUUCAGACAUGAUGACAGACGAACCCCUCAUCCUCUCCGACGCUGAGAGUGAGAGCGAAGAUGAUUCACGUAUGAACUACCUCCGGGAGGAGUUUGUAGUGAACACGGAACAACUGAGUGAUGACAACCACCCCAUCUGGCAAAUCCAGAAAACUCUGCUAAAGAAGUAUGUGCCCUACCAGGACAAGAAACACUGGUACAUCGCCUCCAACAGUUAUCUUGGAUGGUUUGGGUCGGAGAAGUCCAAGUUCCGGCCGGUCCGGUGUCGGUUUGUGCGAAAGGAGAGAAAUGCAGACAUCGUGAAGAUCGUGAAACCACAUCGCUCUGCCAACACAGGAGGCACGGAGGCCGCUCCAGAUACAACUAAUGAGGUCCAGACAUCUCAGCAGUCCUUGGCAGAUUCCUUUAAGAUCUACCUGCAGGCUGCAGUGAGCCAGGUGCUCGACGAUGAGUUCCUUCCCUGUGUCGAGGAAGAGAGAGACGAGUUUUUCCUGACGGCCCUGUGCAGCCUGGACGAACGUCUGGAGGAAGCAAAGCGGGCUGUGUCCGACAACCUCGGCUGGCUGCCCAGAUUUAAGACGCUGGCUGAGACGUGGCCCUUCCUGAGAGAGGAGGAGGGGGAGCCGGCCACUGGGGUUCUGUGUCAGGCAUGUGAGAAGCAGGGCCAUGUUGCAGCCAAGCUCCUUCGUUUGGACGGCCGACCCUACGACAGGCUAACACUCCAGGACAAGGAAACACCAUCCACCAGCUCUGAACAGGAACAGUUGUUGCAGGUAGGCAGAGUGUGCGGAGAGAGGCUGUCCCUCUACCACCGGCUACACCACUACAGAUUCCAGCUCUACAGGCGCUGUAUGGCAAAGGUUGCGACCCUACAGGAGGAGCACCCAGAGUACCCACAGGAGGAGGUGGUACGGCAGAUCCUCAGGAACAUCAGCUGGGUCAAACAGCUGUAUGAGGAGCUGCGAAGUCUCCUGGAGGACUGCCAGGCUGUGAUGUCAACAUAACCAAGGCCGAGGGCUUUCUGCAAGAGAGAGAAUUCUCCAACGUCUGUGGGAGUUACAGCCUCCCUGUGUUAGUCACUGUUACUGUUCUGUUACUGUUACGUACUGCAUGUAUCACAGGGUUGGACAAGUUUUCAAAAAUCUACUUGCCCUGUCAGGCAAGUACAUAGUUAUUUCCACUUGCCCGAGCCAACUUUUCAUUUGUCCAAAAUAUGACGUAUUUCUAUGAAUUUUACUUGCAGAAAGGAAAUUUUAUAUUUCAAUGAAAAAAAAAGCACUUAAUUAAAGUUUAUGAUAUUGCUUGCUUUAUUUACCAAAAUAAGGGCACACGCACUUUGAGACUUCACUGACGAAAGGGCAUAUUUUUUACUUGUAUCAAUGUAAUAUCUUCAUUUGAAAAUGAUGUGUAAUUUUGCUUCAAACACUGCAUUAAAAAACUUUACCUGCCCAAACAGGUAAGUGUAGGGGGAUAUUCACUUGCCUGAACAGUGCAUUUCGUUACCCUGGGCAAGUCGGCAAUUGGACUUGUCCAACCCUGUAUCUGCUUUUCGUUCACACGUUUGUUUGUUGCAAUACGAUGUAUGCCGCCAUGUGCAACCACUAGUAGAAUUAAGUUUUAUCUGGAGAUUCUGAGGUUUUCAAUCCCCUUGAAAAUCCUCAUGAUUCCACCACGUGCAACAGCUAGAAUUAAGUUGUAUUUGGAGAUUCUGAGGUUUGAUUUCUCUUGAAAAUCCUCUAACUGCCUCUGACUGAAGAGCUGUUUUGGAUGGUACGGUGAAGUGGCCCAGUGUGUAACAAGUUAGUUUAACUUUAUUAAAGAAGUCUUUUUAUAAUGAGCAAGCUGGUCUGUGGAAAAAUGUAGGGAGGACAAUAUAUCUGGGAAGGGUGUGGUUUUCCUUGAAAUCCAAAUGUCUGUCUUCAACUGGAAACCUUUUAGACCUAGAGAAGUGGUCUUGUACACUGUACCUGUACACUGUAUCUAGAUUUGUUAAAAUAGUUUUACGAUGACCAGGCUAGUGUGUGGAAAAACUUGAAGCAAGGGAUAUACCAAAGGAAGGAUGUCGUUUUGAAAGAAGAAAAGUUCUGUAUUUUAUUCAAAUGAGGGUAUGUGGGUAGGAUAAGUAAUAGAAAACUCUUGUACAGCUGAAACAACAUUAAACUGCUCGUCCAAAACCUGUGCAUUUGAGCCAGCAGAAUAAUUAACUGUUGGAAAGAAGAAGAAGAUUACCUGUAGUAGAUAGGUUGUGUUAAUUAUCAUGAUGUUUUUCAACAUGAAACAUUGAGUAGUUUGGCACAACUACUGACUUAAAGCACAGCAUUGUCUUAAAAUUCCAAAAUCAACCUGGACAUCAGUGUUAAAAAUUAAUCCUGUACAGCUAUGGCUCGCCUUUUACCUUCCAUUUGUUAGAAGUAUACGCCAGUACAGUAAACCUGUCUAAAAAGCCAGUACAGUGUAUCUUUUGAAAAAGUAUCUUCCAUAAACAUUAGUGAGAAGCUCAGUUUCUAUAACCAGCCUUUGACUUUGUUUGACAUAUUGCACACAAUGCCUUACACUGCACAUGUGUAGUUUAGACUGUGAGCUGGCUUAUUGUUUGCUCUUUAUGUUGUAUAGUUACUAUUGUUGAUCAAUGUGGUCUGAUCUUAGAAACUACUUUUUAACUACGGCCUAGGAAAAAAAACUGUUGUGUUUCCUGUUUCAGUCUUGGAAAAAUUAUGGUCGGUAGGUAGGGAUUAUCUUCUUUUCUUAGACUUUGGAAAUCUCAAUCAAGACCCAACUUAUACAAUACAGUUUAACAAAGUAAAACUUGCAUGAGGACACUUGCUGUCCAUGUCAUGUCAAUGUUGGAAAAAUGAUUGUACUCAGCACAGUGUAUUCUUCACUCAGGUGUCAGAUCAUUGAGCUAGGAAAGGUCGAUCAGCUCAAAAUAUUUAUGUCCCUUGCAGGGGUCCACAAAAAUAAGGCUAGGAUCUACAUGUUUUUCUAGGAUCGUUUGGGAAACAGGAAACAAUUUUUUUUUCUAGGCCCAAAGAAGAAAGUUCCUAUUUAAUUCUACAUGACACCCGUAACAAUGUAAUCCUUAUGCAGUAAUUGGGAAAUAUUGUUAGUGCAAACACAAUAAGGAAAUACAGUUCGAACGUAAAUUUAUUCCUUUU